Messenger RNA from Symbiodinium sp. CCMP2592, 795 nucleotides. Lineage: Eukaryota; Dinophyceae; Suessiales; Symbiodiniaceae. The record is from the annotation of a GenBank genome assembly.
AUGGGUCGUGGAGCAUACAUCAACGGACGCUAUGUGGCAAACGCAGGGGCUAAAGGAGGAGGGAAGUCUGACGGGCGCGGGCGCGACGCGACCGGCCGGACGGUUGGCUGGGCGGGAGAUGGUGAGGAUCGACAGCAGUGGCAGCGCAAGCCUGGUGACGAGGACAUCGACCUCGAGCGGAAGCUGGCUGCCAUGUUUUUGGUUGCAAAGGCAGCAUGGAGCGAGCCGCUCCCCGAAGAAGACUUGAAUGUUCAGGCGGUGAGGCAGCUCAAGAAGAUGCUGCUCUUCUGCGGACUCCUCACCUUUGCCUCCGUGGCUUUCGGCUUCGGAGGUCGCUCUUUGCCCUCGCCGUGGAAGGAGCUCGUGUACACAGGGGGGUUCGCCUUGGCUCCCAUUGGGCUGUGGCUGUUCGCACUGCGGCUGCUUCCUGCGAAUCUCCGUACGCCACGCACAGUACCGAUGCCUAGAUGCGAAGACCGCGUUUGGGCGCAGGUCACCUACGCGCUUCUUCAGACAGCGCCGCUCCAGUUUAAGAAAAUCAAGGUCUCUGUGGGACCUGAUGGCAGCGGGUGCAUCACUGUUCAGGCACCAGCACCAUCGUGCAAUGUCAGUGUGUCCUCCAGCUCGAGCUGCAGCUGCUGCUUGGCAGACUUCACCACGGAGUCCCAACUUGCCGUCCUCCGCUGCGGACACUACUUCUGCGAGACCUGCAUCACCGAAUGGGCGAUCUCUGGUCACGCGAAGUCUCGCUUCUGCCCGGUUUGCCGUGCCGACUUUGGCAUCGAGCCAGCUUAG